AUGGCCGAUGAGCGGAGUUUACUACAAAAAUUGCGAGCCUAUCCGCCGGCCGUUUUUUUCAUGCUUGGCAAUGAGUUUUGCGAGCGAUUCUCAUUUUACGGCAUGAAAACCAUUUUGUUCAUUUACUUUAUGACGGAGCACGAGUUCUCGGCGAGCAAAGCCACAUUCGUUUAUCACUUGUUCUCAUGCGUCGCCUAUGUGACGCCGUUGAUCGGCUCGAUUCUCGCGGAUUCCGUCUUUGGACGCUUCAAGGUAAUAUUAUACGGCUCGAUUAUUUAUGUUCUCGGUCACGUUCUGCUAUCGGGCGGCGCCGUUCCGUUUCUAUCCUAUGGAGCACGAUCAACUCUCGAUUUUUCGGGAUUAUUUAUUAUCGCAUUCGCGACGGGUUGUAUAAAGCCAUGCGUUUCGGCGUUCGCGGCCGAUCAGUUCACUGAAGAUCAAAAAGACCUUCGCUCGCAGUUCUUCUCAUUCUUCUACUUUGCUAUCAAUGGCGGAUCGCUGUUCGCCAUCCUCAUCACCCCAAUCCUUCGCGGACGAGUCCAGUGCUUCGGCAAUCCCCACUGCUUUCCGCUGGCGUUUGGCGUGCCCGGUGUGUUGAUGUUCCUCGCGCUCCUCUUCUUCCUCUCCGGAUGGCACAUGUACAAAAAAUAUCCGCCGAGUAAGGAAAACGUCGGAUCCGAAGUGAUUUCCGUGUUGAAUCGAGUCGAUUUCAGGAAGAGCACCGAUAAGCCGGCGAAUCAUUGGCUGGAUCGCGCCGCUCCGGAACACUCGCAGACGCUCAUCAAUUCGGUGAAAGGCCUCCUCAGUGUUGCAGUCAUCUUCUGCCCGUUGAUAUUCUUUUGGGCGCUGUUCGAUCAGCAAGGCUCCACGUGGGUCCUUCAAGCUCGCCGACUCGACGGACGAGUCGGAUUCUUCUCAAUCCUUCCCGAGCAGAUUCAUGCGAUCAAUCCGAUUUGUGUGCUCAUUCUCGUUCCAAUUUUUGAGGCCAUCGUCUAUCCAGCCCUUCGAAAAGUUACAAAAGUCACACCACUUCGAAAAAUGGCCGUUGGCGGAUUGCUAACCGCCUUGUCGUUCUCGAUGGCUGGCGUCUUACAAUUGAAAGUAAACGAAACUAUGGAAGUACCACCGGCACACGGAAAUGUGUAUAUUCAACGAAUUGGUAAUGAAAGCUUGAUAUCGGGAUUCCGCGAUUCUUCCGGAAAUCUUAUUGCGGACGGAAGACUACCGAUGGGACGCACCGAGCUUGCUAGUGGCACUUAUACAUUCCAAUCGGGUCCAAAGAACGAGCAGAACUCAAUUUCUGCGGUGGUUCCAAACAAGGGAUAUGUGUUGGCACAAUUCAGACUCGCAAAUGAUAGCAUUCGAGUUGUAAGCUUUGAUUAUAAAGUCGAUAAAACUGAUAAUGGAGCAACACGGGUGUUCGUCGUCACACCAGUCGAUGAUCCAAAAAGCUAUUUGUUUGCGGUCAACAACAGAAACAAGGUGUUGAGCUCAUGCUCAAUAGCGUCUGGUCAAUAUGUCGAUGUGAUUCCUGGCGUUAUCAGUGAUCCAAACGUGAUGCUUCAUUGGGGUUCGAACUGCACUGGAUCUGAAUGCCCCAAUAUGGUGAAGUUGAACGCGCAAAUGGGAGCUGUACAUAUUCUUCAUAUCCACGAGAAUACCACAGAAGAGGAUUUCCGUCUUUUGGUUCGUCCGAAUUCUGUUAGCAUUCUGUGGUCGCUUCCACAGUAUGUCAUUAUCACACUUGGCGAGGUUCUACUAUCAGUAACUGGUCUCGAAUUCGCAUAUUCACAAGCGGCGCCGAACAUGAAAAGUGUUCUGACUGCGAUGUGGCUGUUGACGGUGUUCGCUGGAAACCUGAUCGAUAUGAUGAUCUCUGGAACCCGAUUGAUUCCCCAUCCAGCGCUCGAAUUCUUUUUCUAUUCGAUUCUCAUGGUCAUCGUUAUGGGGGUGUUCAUUCUAUUAGCGAUGCAGUACACAUAUAUUGAGGAUCGUGAGGAGAAUCAAGAAGAUGAAAAAGAGGUGCCAAUGAAUGAGCUAAUUGAAUAG
Messenger RNA from Caenorhabditis bovis, 2049 nucleotides. The record is from the annotation of a GenBank genome assembly. NCBI's taxonomy places the organism in Eukaryota, Metazoa, Nematoda, Chromadorea, Rhabditida, Rhabditidae.